AGGACGAUGAUCGUACCAGAACAUAUAUCAGUCACAGGAGAGCCACUGAAGAGCGUCGGAUAUGAUAAUCAUACCACCGUGGAACGUGAACGUCUGAUGCAGAUGAUGAAUGUACCAGAUCGGAUAGUACUCACAGGUGGAGAUGGUUACAAAGGUUAUGAGGCACAACCAUUGGAGCUCAUGAAUGAUCAUAUCACUCAAGUGGGAGAGAAUGAUAUAAAGGACCUUCCAAACACCAUCACACUCAAAGAAAGCCCAUACCUGGACAGAGGCGAUCCUGCUGAUGAACCUGUACGAAGCGAAAAUUCCAUAGCAAUAGAAGAGAACCCUUUGCAAGAACUGAAGUUAAUGCGUCGUCAAAUUGGUCGUAUAUCGACGAGAUUGUACCAAUUGGAAGACGAAAUUGAGCAUCGUCGAUUUCGUGAUAAGAUAUCCCUUACUGCCAUUAUUGGACUUGCUGCUGCUGUUCUCCUUGCUUUACUGCGAAGAUAGACAUCGCAUCUCGAUUCGAUGGUCGCUCUGAUGAACUACUGUUGUGUUUCCGACUCUUGACACUAGUUGUAUUAACUUUUUUCGUAUGUGUUUCUAGUCGUAUUGCGAUGUUAAAUCAGUGUUUCUGUACAGGUUGGAUUUACGCUAAAUUUUAGUCUUGAUCGGUGUAGUUGGGUGUUAGGAGUAUAGGUCUGAUAGAAUGUUUCACAGUGUUCGGUAUUCUUCUAUUUGUCUUGAAUUGCUUACCUUACCAGAAAUUUAUGGUGCCAUUCUAAUGACGCAGCAUCGAUUUCUUUGGAAACGCACCCUCUCAAUGCAUAUUCUGUUCAGCGCUGUUCUACUCUGUAACUAUUAUAUCACUGUGAUAUAUACAUUAGCUAACUCUUAUUGAUUGAUACUCGUUAAACCUACAGUGUAAAGUUAUGGGAUAAAGAUAACUUGC
Cylicocyclus nassatus is the source of this 934-nucleotide messenger RNA. The record is from the annotation of a GenBank genome assembly. Lineage: Eukaryota; Metazoa; Nematoda; Chromadorea; Rhabditida; Strongylidae.